Messenger RNA from Phacochoerus africanus (Common warthog), 2052 nucleotides. RefSeq lists its product as uncharacterized. The coding region runs from base 1 to 966 and encodes 321 amino acids. Lineage: Eukaryota; Metazoa; Chordata; Mammalia; Artiodactyla; Suidae. The transcript is spliced from 6 exons. The record is from RefSeq and is a predicted model, not a curated record.
AUGACCCCGGGGCUGCCCAGCUGCGAGCCAGCGUUUCCUCGAAUCCGGCAGGGCUGCGCGGGGGUCGGGAGACCCGGAGGGCCUGCGAGGGAGGAGGGGGGUCAAAGACGUGCACGACCCGCCCGGGCCGAGGGCGAGAGCACGCUGGAGGGUGGAACCACUGAAGAGGGGGAGAGCGCGGGUCCUGAGUUCCGGCCCUGCCUGCGAGCUCCCGGGCCCCCUCUUUCCGAUCCACUGGGGAAACCGAGGCACAGACUGUCCCAAGGCGCACCAGGUGUUAGCACACUACGAAGAAGCCAAGUGAAAGCCUGUGAGGAGCGACCCGUCCGAGGCCAGGCCCUGGGGAUCGGGGUUAAAAGAAAGGGUCCUGGGAUUCCGGAAGGCCUGAGCGCCCGCUGCCCGGACAGCUUCGCGGGGUGGAUUCAGCUGGAUCACCGCGAGGGUCCCCGGUCUCACGAAAUUAAUCGAGGAGUAGAGAUUACAUUUAACCUCUGCAGACAGCAAGACAGGGACCACUCUCCCUCCCAGCCUGGCGCCAGCUUGAACCCGAGGGCAUGUCAACAGGAGCCAGGAACUGGAGGCGAAGCAUCUUUCAUUUCCUCUGCGGCGGUGGAACAAGUGAGGGACCUGGCAGCAUCUAGCGGCGUGAUCCAGAGCCUGGUGGAGAGCUGGGAAGCUUGCAGCUCCUCUAAUUCUUACUGCUAUAAACCAAAGGGAACUGGAGACAUAAAGGGAUGCAACCCGAACAUUAGCAAAGAGGAGGAGAAGCCCCCAAGGGGCACAGAUUGGGGACCAGCACGUGGCUUCCAGCAAACUGCCUUGCCUGAGACCUGGCUGGAGUCAGAGGCAGCCGCGUGGAUCAGCCUGGGUCCCAGCGGCGGACUGUGCCCUCUGAAUCCGGGGCAGUGCAGCCACCACUCCAUCCACCAGCUCUGCGGUACCUACCAGCUCUUCCCACGGUGGUGACGGCAAAGAAAACAUUUCUCAGGGAGAAGAGACUUGAAUGGCAAUGUCUCCGCACACAGAGGAGUAUUUAGAGCUUAUGUGGUUUGAAUGUGACCUUCUUACCAGACUAGACCGGAAUAACAAUUUAGUUAUUUUCGAUAACUGCUAGGCUUCUAAAUAACUAGAUAUUGUAAUCGUUUCCAUCAGGGACUCCAUUCAGAACCCUGUUUCAGUUAACAUGGUCAUUGUGGCACCGUGGCCUGUAUGUAGGUCUUGGUCUUUAGAAAUAGAAAGUGCAUGUUAAGCAUCCUGCUAUUUGUGCUGCCCACCACAAACUCUGCUCUCCUUUUCCUGGUGUUCCUAUUUGGAGACGGAUUCUGUAGUAUUGAAUUUUGAGAUUUCUAGUGUCCUCUGCAAAGGUUUUACCUCAUUUGAGUUGCUUCUUUUAACCCUUGGCAGUGGUUUUGAAGAGCAGAGGCACAUGAAAACAGUCUGAGUGUCUUGUAAACAACCAAGGCUGAUUUAUCAAACGAACGCUCUUUCUAGCAUCCUGGUCUCUGUUGAACUUCUUUCUUUAUUUGGAGGGCUGGAGAAUGUGCUGGGUCGGGUCUUUGCAUUCGGAAAGUUAGAAUGACGCCCCCUUCUCUGUUUUAAUCUAUUUCACCUCUCGGAGGCAGAUGGAUCAGAAGCUCACAAGGAAAACCGAUGCCCUUUCCCGCAGCGAAAUUAACCAGAAUCACGUGGAAAACAAUCCAAGCCUUGUAGGAAAGGGGAGCCAUUAAAAUGUGCCCUGAGCGAUGGGCUGCACCCAAUCUUGCAGCCUGGUUCACUCGGCGGCAACAGACAGGAGGCUGCUCCCUGGGAUGGAGGGAGCCUUGUUGUAGUGCCACAAUUAAAAUCAGCUCCUCUGCCAAAAAAUAAAAGGGAGGCGGGAAGAAGGAGAACAUCAAAGACAGAUUGAAAUGUGUAGUUAGUAAUAAGAGUGGUCUCCUCUUGAACCAAAGCCUGCAGCGAUUCACGGCCCCCUUGUUAAUGAGAAAUUUUGACCUCUGGUUUGUAAGUUAAACUUGUAAUCCCAGCUAAUGAAGUAAAUCACUUCCAACUUGA